Lodderomyces elongisporus is the source of this 828-nucleotide messenger RNA. RefSeq names its product Protein vip1. The record is from RefSeq and is a predicted model, not a curated record. Gene Ontology annotation, cellular component: nucleoplasm. NCBI's taxonomy places the organism in Eukaryota, Fungi, Ascomycota, Pichiomycetes, Serinales, Debaryomycetaceae. The transcript has a single exon. Gene Ontology annotation, molecular function: RNA binding. Bases 1 to 828 code for a protein of 275 amino acids.
AUGUCUUCAGUUAUAGCAUCCAAUAUCCCCACUCAAGUCACACCCGCCAAGGUUCGCGAAUUCUUUUCAUUUUGUGGAAAGAUUACUGAUUUGGUAGAGUUGGAAAAUGAUGGCAAAGUUAAAAAGUAUGAAGUGAUUUUCCAAUCGCCCAAGGCAGUGUCAACUGCAUUAUUAUUGAAUGAUGCUGAGUUGGAUAACACAUUUAUCAGAGUUGAUGAGGUUAAGGAGAUUACCGAUGGUGGCAAUGCAUCAGCCACUACUGGAGGUGCUGCUACUGGAGGUGAUACCACCACUACUGGAGGUACCUCCACCACUACAGGAGGUUCUUCGGGAGACGCAAUUCUUACAGGCGACAAGACAUAUGACGAUGUGGACCAAGAAGAUAAACCCAAAUAUGCCAUUCUUGCCCAAUUGUUAGCUGAUGGAUAUGUUGUCAGUGAUUCUAUAAUUGAGCGUGGUGCUGAAUUUGACAAGAAGAAUGGAAUCUCUGAAAAGUUUAACAACUUUAUUAAGGGAUUGGAUGAAAAGUAUGUCCAUUCUGCUGAUCCAAAUAGUGCUGUAAACCAACAGAUUGAAAAGGCUACAGACAGCUAUAACAAGUCGAGUUUGAAAAAAUACUUUGAUGACGCUGCUGACUCUGCUUUGGGAAGAAGAAUUGUGCAGUACUAUAAGAAUUUUUCUAAUGAUGUUAAGGAUGUCCAUGCCGAAGCUGUGAGAUUGGCCAAGAUUAAGAAGGAAAAAGAGGCUAGUGGUGCAGGUGCAACAAGUGAAUCUGCCACUGGCACUGCCACCACUGACACUGACACCACACCUACUGUAAAGGCUUAG